This is a messenger RNA of Nematostella vectensis (starlet sea anemone), 2860 nucleotides long. RefSeq names its product calpain-B. The record is from RefSeq and is a predicted model, not a curated record. NCBI's taxonomy places the organism in Eukaryota, Metazoa, Cnidaria, Anthozoa, Actiniaria, Edwardsiidae. Gene Ontology annotation, biological process: proteolysis. Gene Ontology annotation, cellular component: cytoplasm. The transcript has 21 exons. The coding region runs from base 408 to 2327 and encodes 639 amino acids. Gene Ontology annotation, molecular function: calcium ion binding; calcium-dependent cysteine-type endopeptidase activity.
UGGAACAAAGCGAUGUUGUCUUGGCUGAACAGGUACUACUAAACGAGACGGAAACUUGCAAAAAACGACAUAAGUAAAGUUAGAGCUCCCUCGAAAUUCCUCCUCAUUAGAUUAUGCAAUAUAGCACUACACUGUCCCUCGACGAGGAUGAGCAACUAGGGUGAGAAAAGCCACCCUUGGCAAAUUACCAUUGUUAUUAAUAUGAAUGAAACAUAAAUAUUUGGAUAGCGGGAAAGCUUGCAACGUGCGAGAAUUGCCCUGUUUUGUUGCAAUUGUUACGGAUUAUAGGCUUGUUCAGAAAGUAAGACUGGGGAUUAUAGAAAUUGACGAACGAUGUGUACAGGAUUUUUUGAAUGACUAACACAGCUAACACAGCACUUGACUGGUUUCCUUGACGUGGAAUCAGCAUGAAGCGUUAUUCUUUCGCCGGUUCUGGAACGAGUAGUUUUCAGAGCUCUUCGACGGGUAGCUUUCAGAGCUCUUCGAAGAGUACUUUUCAGAGCUCCUCGUUUACUCGCACUCGUUCGCGUUCUCACUCGUCCAGCUCAAAUUUAUGGAGUAGCAGCCUUAGUUCUACGUCUAACUACUUCGAGGAUCCGGAAUUUCCAGCAAAGGACGAGUCCGUGUUCCAUUCCAAGAAACCACCGAAGCCAUUUGAAUGGAAGCGACCAUGGGAAAUCUGCAGCGAGCCUCGGUUCUACGUGGACGGCGCGAGUCGGCUGGACAUCAAGCAGGGGGUCUUGGGAAACUGCUGGCUCCUUGCCGCCAUGUCAGUGCUGGCUCAACACAAGCCGCUGGUGGAUCGGAUAAUGCCCGAGGGCGUGUACGAGGCGGACAGGUUUUCGCCCAGGUACACGGGCAAGGUUGUGUUCAAGCUGUGGCAGUACGGGGAGUGGGUGACGGUUAUUAUUGAUGAUCGAUUGCCGACAUACAAAGGCAAACUGGUGUUUGUCCACUCACCAGAGAAGAACGAGUUCUGGUGCGCGCUGCUGGAGAAAGCGUACGCAAAGAUCCACGGGUCUUAUGAAGCCUUGAAAGGCGGAUUGACGGGCGAGGCUUUGGAAGACUUCACGGGGGGUCUGUCAGAGGUGUUUGUCCUUGAGGAUGCGCCCGCGAACCUAUUCCAAAUAAUGCAGCGGGCUGAGAAACGAUCGGCUUUGAUGGGAUGCUCUAUAAACGCAUUUGCUGGCGAGAUCGAGACUGACGCCGGGAUGGGUUUGUACAAAGGCCAUGCGUACAGUAUCACUGCCGUCAGAAAGGUGUUCCUGUCGACCCGUGGAGGGGUGGAGCUGAUACGCAUUAGGAAUCCUUGGGGAGACGAGAAGGAGUGGACGGGAGCCUGGGGAGACAGAUCACCUGAGUGGCAAGAGUUGUCACAAGAUGAAAAACGCUCGCUUGACCUGGAAUUUGAUGUUGAUGGUGAAUUCUGGAUGUCGUUUGAAGAUUUUAAAAGCCACUUUGAUAAAUUAGAAGUGUGUAUGCUGGAUGUGGAGAACGCAAUCGACAAAACGCAAAUCUCAUUCAACUCGAGACUCGAGAAUGGCUCUUGGCGAAAACACGUGAGCGCAGGAGGCUGCCGGAAUUUUCUGGAAACAUUCCACACCAACCCACAGUUCAGGAUAACACUUCAUGACGGCAAUGAAGACGAGGACAACUUGUCUACUGUCGUGAUCGCGCUUAUGCAAAAAGACAGACGCCGCUCAACUUUGGCGAACCCUAUCGGCAGCAACCACACCAUCGGCUUCGCCCUGUACAAGAUUGACGUCAUCACCAAAAGGAAGUACGGCGUCUCACGGCUUGAUAAAGAGUACUUCCAGUUUAACAAGUCUACAGAGCGCUCCACGUUCAUCAACAGUCGUGAGGUCGUGGGCCGAUUCGAGCUUGCACCAGGCGAAUACGUUAUCGUGCCCUCUACUUUCAUACAGAACGCAGAAGCAGACUUUCUCCUAAGGAUAUUUUCAGAAAAGGCCGUGUCUUCGAGUGCACUGACGGAGUCCACGUUUUUCGGUUCCUUGGGAAUCGACCAGGUCGAUUUAAAGGACAUGAAUGACGCAGAGAAAUUCCGGGUUUUCUUCGACAAAUUCGCAGGAGAGGCAGAAGAGAUAGACGCCGUUGCUCUUCAGAGGAUCCUGUCUAUAGCUUUUUCACGAGAGUUUCGUCUUAACGUUGCCAGGGCUAUUGUCAACGUGUUUGAUGAGAACCACAGUGGCAUGCUGGGAUACGAGGAGUUUCUGCUAGCUUAUCUCAGAACAAAAGAGUGCAUGGCAAUCUUCAAACGUUACGACAUCGACGAAUCCGGAAGCAUCGAAGCAUUCGAGUUAAGAUAAGCGCUGUUCGACGCCUAUCCAAAGCUUUCCCUCAGUCAAGAGGUCCUGCAAGCCAUCAACGCGCGUUUUAGCACCGGCGAUGGCAAAAUCAACGUGGAUGACUUUGUGGAGAUCUCAUGUCGCUUUGAUAGAUUUUACAGACUCGUCAGUAUGUUUUUGAACCCUGAUGGAAGUUCGAUCACACUUACAACAGAACAGCUCGUAAGGACAGGGAUGAGCAUGUGAGGCGCUGAGGAAACAGGCCUCUACAGAUCACACACCAGUGAGGAAAAAUUGACUGGCUCAACCCCCUUAGUCUUUCGCAUUGGCAUGUUUCGGGCAAAGUAACGCGACCAGCAAAUAAUGGCAAGAGGACAAGCGGAAGUAUUUUAUUACCGCAAGGCCUACUAUUUGAAACUCGGGUACAAAUAGCUUCUGGUAUCCAGGGUACUAAUGAAAUUUUGUAUGAAAAACACGCGAUUUUUUAAAAGCAAUUAGCAAUUCUAAAAAUGGCGGUUUUAGAUAGUUUGUACUUGAUUAGACAAAUCUUUCAU